This is a messenger RNA of Phymastichus coffea, 1287 nucleotides long. It is a transcript of the gene Mat1, whose product is annotated as CDK-activating kinase assembly factor MAT1. The record is from RefSeq and is a predicted model, not a curated record. Gene Ontology annotation, biological process: regulation of transcription by RNA polymerase II; nucleotide-excision repair; positive regulation of cyclin-dependent protein serine/threonine kinase activity. The coding region runs from base 327 to 1286 and encodes 319 amino acids. Gene Ontology annotation, cellular component: transcription factor TFIIH holo complex. Lineage: Eukaryota; Metazoa; Arthropoda; Insecta; Hymenoptera; Eulophidae. Gene Ontology annotation, molecular function: cyclin-dependent protein serine/threonine kinase activator activity. The transcript has 2 exons.
UGUCAACUGUAUACUUUUAUUUCGUCUUUACCUUGCAACUUCACUUAGAUUCACGCUGUUCUCAUUAUCAUAUCGUAUAAAAAGUGUUUUAUUAAAGAAAAUAAAUUAUAUAGUCAUCAUCAAUGAUAGAAUAAUAAAACAUCGAUUGUUAAAAAAAUUAUUCAAAUGAAAUUAUUGUUAUUAUGUUCAGAGUCAAACUGUAAAGUUACAGUUAAACUAACCAUUGAAAUAACCUAAACAAUGUCAAACUGUUUUGCUAUUCAGUGAUAAUUAAAAUCAACAAAAGAAUUUUGAUCUAAGCUGUGAUAUUAAACUUUCUCAUAAUCAUGGAAGAUCAAGCCUGUCCUCGUUGUAAAACAACAAAGUAUCGAAAUCCAUCUCUCAAAUUAAUGGUAAAUGUUUGUGGCCAUACACUUUGUGAAAGUUGCGUUGAUUUAUUGUUCUUAAAAGGCUCUGGUUCAUGUCCAGAAUGUCACACAGUAUUAAGAAGAGUAAAUUUUCGAAUACAGUUGUAUGAAGAUUCUAUGGUAGAAAAAGAAGUCAGUAUUCGAAAGAGAGUUUUACGUGAUUUUAAUAAAAAAGAGGAAGACUUUGGAACGUCAAGAGAAUAUGAUAAUUAUUUAGAGGAAAUUGAAAACAUUAUUUUUAAUCUUGUUAAUAAUAUAGAUAUUAUUGAAACAAAUAAAAAAAUAGAACAAUACAAGAGAGAGAAUAAAGAACAAAUACUUAGAAAUAAGUCAAAAUUAGGUAAAAAAGAAAGUGAAUUAGAAGAAUUGAUUGAGCUUGAAAAGAUGCAACAAGAAGAAAGGAAGCUAGAGCUUGCUAAGGAAGAACUUGAAUUGAAGAAGAAAAAGCUCAAAGAAAAAGAAGAUCUAAUCGAUGAAUUAAUGUUUUCAGAGGGUGAUGCAAGAAAUAUAGUCCAAACAUUUGCUUCAGCUAUCCAAGCUUCUAAAGAUAAUACCAAAGUAGCUCCUAAAGUUACAGGAUUUAGUACUGGAAUCAAAUUUGGACAACAAGGAAAUUCUAAUUUUCUUCCAGUUCCGAAAAUUGAUGAUGGCCCUGUAUAUAAGUAUGUUCCUAUUAUACAGGAAAUAGAAGGUCCUACUCCUCCUGCCAAGAGAGACCUUGUAAAAAAAGGAUAUAUCACUUUUGUUCGUGCUGUAACUGACGCAGAAAAGGCUGGAGGUUUUGCUACUAACUAUUCUUGUCUGAGAGCAUUGCAAGAAGCAAUGGCAGGUUUAUAUACUAAUCCAUCUAAAAAGUCAGAGGAAAUUUCAAUAGUUUAGU